Messenger RNA from Castor canadensis (American beaver), 770 nucleotides. It is a transcript of the gene Plac8, whose product is annotated as placenta associated 8. The record is from RefSeq and is a predicted model, not a curated record. NCBI's taxonomy places the organism in Eukaryota, Metazoa, Chordata, Mammalia, Rodentia, Castoridae.
GCCACCUCAGCUGGUUGAACCUGGUCUCCCUGGGGUAGACUCUGAGACAAACAGGGUAGGGUCCCAGCGGAGGUGACACGCGGGCGCACCAAAGCUGGUGGAGGCAGAUCGUUGGGCACCUGGUAGAAGCCUCCUGAGGUCACAUCCUGGGUCCUGAGCAGCCGGCAGGACCUUGAGUUGAAAAUGCAAACUCAGGCAGCAACUGUCAUUGUGACUCAACCUGAACAUUUUCGUGCACCCCAAAACUCCAACUGGCAGACAGGCCUCUGUGAUUGCUUCAGUGACUGCGGAGUCUGUAUCUGCGGCACGUUUUGUUUUAUGUGCCUUGGGUGCCAGGUUGCUGCUGACAUGAAUGAAUGCUGUCUGUGUGGACCAACUGUCGCCAUGAGGACUCUCUACCGAACCAGAUAUGGCAUCCCUGGAUCUAUCUUUAAUGACACCAUGGUGACCUUUUGCUGCCCUGUGUGUUCUCUUUGUCAAAUCAAGAGAGAUAUCAACAAGAGGAAAGCCAUGAAUGCUUUUUGAAAAGACGGGUGGUAAAAAGCUCGUACAGAAGAAGUUAAAACCCGCAGACAUCUCUCCAGCCGCAGUACUUCCCUGAAAGGUGAUGGAUAUGUUUAAUUACGAGACGAUGAAAUAAGAAAAACCUAAAUUUGGAUUUAAACGCAUGUUGUUCCUGAGCUCCUUGCUCCUCGCCCCUUAGUUGCUUCUUAUCACCAUAUUAGCAUAUUUUCUGACUUACAAUUUUUUACAUUACAUUUAAAAUAAAA